AUGAGGGUGCUGCGACGUUUGUUGUGUUUUUUUGCUCUCCUGCUGAGUGUUGCCUCUCUCUGCACGUCCGCUAGCGGGGCUGCUGCAGCUGCUGAAGCUCUUCCUCCUGAAUCUCGUUGCACUUCUGCUCCUUCUGGUGAUUCUUGCCCUAAUGGCACCCAACCUUGUACUGUUCCUGAUGCUGCUGCUGCUGGUUCAUGUUCUGGUGAUACUUGUACUUCUACUGCUCAAGAUGCAUCUGGUGGUAGUAAUGGUGGUAGGGAUCGAUCUACAGAAAGAGAACGUGAUUUAACAGGAAGAGCAGGUCAAGCUUCUCCUGUUGAAGAUCCUGCUGCUGGUGACGCAGGUCGUGCUGGUGUUCCAACUCAACAGGAAACUCCGGGCACUCGAGGAGAACAAGACCCUGCUGCACCUACUGAUCCUGCUAGGAGACCUGAUGCACCUGCAAGUGCACCUGACACUGGAAGCAGCAUAAACAGUCAAGGCAGUGAAAGUGAAACAUCACAACCUCCACCUUCUCCUAACGGUACAGCCACAGCGAGUGAAGCUGGUUCUAAUCCUGUAUCGAAUGAAGAUGUUACAACAUCUUCAGGAGGAGAAUCAACAAGUAACCUCGAAAGUGUGGGAAAUGCAGAUGCAACCACCACCACCACCACCACAACAACAACAACAACAACAACACUUCCUCCUGAACUCACAAACAACAAGAAGGGUGAUGCAGACAGCACCAGCAGUAUCAGCAGUUCUGUGUGGGUGCGUGUACCACUACUGAUUGUGGUUACACUGGCCUGUAUUCUUGUGUGCUGA
Trypanosoma theileri is the source of this 807-nucleotide messenger RNA. RefSeq lists its product as uncharacterized. The transcript has a single exon. NCBI's taxonomy places the organism in Eukaryota, Euglenozoa, Kinetoplastea, Trypanosomatida, Trypanosomatidae. The record is from RefSeq and is a predicted model, not a curated record. The coding region runs from base 1 to 807 and encodes 268 amino acids.